UGCUAACAUAGGCUUUGGGGCACUAAGAGUCCUCUAUCUAACUCUAUGGCCUAAACGCAUUAUUCCGUCUCUAAUCUGUGCUUCCGUAUUCAUAGCCAUCGGAAAGAUCAUACUACGGUCACUUUUAUAUAGGACCGACUGUAAAAUCAUUCUCUGUCCUCCCUUACAAUGGCGUUUUUACAAUUGAUUGUCUUGAUCUUCAUGGCAUCUUUUUGUAUUGGUGAGACCAUGGUCAUCGGUGAGCCUACCAGGCCCAAGUUGGGCAUCACACAGCUGUCCUCAACAACUGACAUCUGCUCAGACUGCAGCCAGAUCAUUGAGCUAUUCACAGACAUGAUCUCCAACACUGACACCCAGGAGCUGAUCCACAACACCCUGGAUGCCCUGUGUCUGCGCCUCCCCAUAGUUGAGGCUCAAAGCCACUGUAUGUCCCAGGUGCAUAUGUACCUGCCCCAAGCCCUCCAGUACCUCACUGGCAUACUGAAGCCAGGUGAGACGUGUAUGGUCCUGGGCCUGUGUGCUGUCCGCUCAGAGAGAAAAGCGCCUGAACCGCUUCCUCCCACUUUCAAUGACAUCGAUCUUUCGAAUGCUGUACUUGACUCAGGCACCAGCCCAGAGGUGCAGAUCAGCCCACAGUGUACCUUCUGUGUUUAUCUUAUGAAGAAACUGGAGAGCAUGUUGCCUACAGAGAAGACUGAGGAUGCCAUAGUGAAGCUAAUGGGUGAGGUGUGUGGCCUCCUGCCUGCAAGCUACAAAGACCAGUGUGACGACUUCAUCAACAAGUAUGGAAAGGAGAUUGUUGACUUCCUGCUGUCGUCAGCCGCCCCUCACUCCAUCUGUGCCCUGCUGCACCUGUGUCUGUUCCAGGAGACCCCCAGCAUGGAGAUGCCCCUCCCCUCUGACUGUGAUUCCUGCCGUACGCUGGCGGUUCUGAGCCGGCUCCACCUGGGUCUCAACGCCACUGAACCUCAGACCUCCUCUUUCCUCCAGUCUGUCUGCCUGCAGCACCCCAAUGCCAUCCCCAAGUGUGAAAUGUUCACCAAACUCUACGGUCCCAGACUACAGAAGGUUCUGGGAAGCCAAAUGGAUGCUCCGGAUACAUGUGAGAGAGCUGAUAUGUGUGUUGCUGUGAAAGAGCAGCAUCUUCUGGGGAAGAACCAGUGUACCUGGGGACCCAGUUACAUCUGCAGGGACUUGAAAACUGCUCAGGGGUGUGGUAUGGUAGACUUCUGCCAGAAGGUGAUGUGGAACUAGAGCUGAGAACCACUCCCAGAGUUCUCCCUCCAUGGAUGAAGCUGAUGAUUUAACUGCCAAAUAUAUGUUUUAGUAUUGCACUUGUUACUGAUUGCACUAUUGCCUUUGACUUUUCUUUGCCACAGUUUUAAAUUAAAUAUUUUGUCAACUUCAUUUUACAGGUCAUCUGAUAUUGCACUGAGCAAUGAGUAAAAUUUCUGGAUAUUUAAUUCCUUGAUUUUCACUUCUGGUAGACUGUUGUAACACUGAGAUGAUUUGAUGUCAGGUUUGAUUUGCACUGGGUGGGCUGUUAGGAGUACAGUAAGUAAUUUAGUCAAGCAAUGUAAAUAAUUGACUUUAAAUAAUAUUGGACCUAUUUAAGCACAUAUCCACAAGUAUAACAAUUUACAUUUGAAAUGUGACUUUUCAGUUGUAGGUAAUAGUAUCUUCAUAUACAAUCAGUCAUAAUCAGGAAGAACAUAGUAAAUGUAAGUGGCAAAGUGUCUUGAAGAAAUUAGUGAACAUGUACCUCCUGUUGAGAAACCCUUUCAAUCAGUAAUGUGAACAUUAAUUAAAUGUAUUCAUUUAAUGUACAAUUGUUAGAUUUCAUUUUUGUGAUCCAACUAAAUGUACAUGAGUAUUUAUCCUAUAAUGCUUACAAUAGGAACAUCCUUUUGCAACCCUCACUAUUUGGUAAUGUCAACAUUUUAUUUCUUGUUUUUAUUGCCAUGUUUCACAAAUAAACUAAAAAGACCCAACCCAAAUCAAUACAUUUCAUCCAAAAAGGUAAAACAUCAAAUAAUAUUAAUGACUGGAAACAGACAUUUCAAAGCUGGUUUAUUCCACCAUUUACAGUUAAAAGUUGAAUAGUAGACAUUGUUUUCUCUAUCCAAAAUCCACCAAUAAAAAGACCUGGUCCUCAUGUGGUGGGGGCUUACCCU
This is a messenger RNA of Oncorhynchus mykiss (rainbow trout), 2174 nucleotides long. RefSeq names its product surfactant protein Bb (gene sftpbb). Gene Ontology annotation, cellular component: lysosome. The record is from RefSeq and is a predicted model, not a curated record. NCBI's taxonomy places the organism in Eukaryota, Metazoa, Chordata, Actinopteri, Salmoniformes, Salmonidae. Gene Ontology annotation, biological process: sphingolipid metabolic process.